ACACCAAACCAAGCACACACUUGACGGCAAUCUAUGUUUCACUCUGCUAGCUCGGCUACCCGCAGAGCCCGAAAUAUUAUAUACGACAGCCAAUAAUCUCUCUGAUCCAACGCACGUUCCAGUUACAGUAGUGAGAGGGAAGGGCUUGGGAGCCUUUUCUCUGGAUUCUGUAGCACUCAGUACUGUGCAUACUAUUCCGAAUCCGAGCACUGCACUGUACAGCCCCUGUUCCUUCAAGAAAAGUGCCUGUCCUUGUAAGGUGCAGUAUCAUCAUAAGCUCUGAGAGAGAAAACAAAGGAGCAAUAGACUAAUAAUAAAAAAAGGAAGUCAAGUCACACCGGGAAAAAGUUCCCCCCAUUCCAUCAACUGCAUUCUACCCCCCCCCCUCUCUCCGUACUGGUGUCCG
Molecule: messenger RNA, 406 nt
Organism: Tuber aestivum (summer truffle)
Lineage: Eukaryota; Fungi; Ascomycota; Pezizomycetes; Pezizales; Tuberaceae
Source: the annotation of a GenBank genome assembly